UGGAACAUGCGUAUCGCAGUGGUACAGAGGAAGCUAGCAAUGUGGAAGGCUAGGUAUUUGUCUUUUAUGGGCAAAGUCCUGGUCCUAAAGGUGGAUGUGUUGCCGCCUCUUUUGUAUUUGGCAUACAUCUACCCAUUGCCGGCUUGUCUGAGGAGGCCUCUAGUGAGGCUUGUGUUUCAGUUUAUGUGGAGUGGCAGGUGCGAGUGGGUCGCCAGGGCACGCAUGAUCUGUCCCAUCGGGGAGGGAGGUAGGGGGGUACCACAUUUCCCCCUCAAGCUGGACUCAAUUUUUGUUUCUUUCUUGUUAGCGGAGCUUGCUCAGCCAGUGAUACACCCGUCCGGUUACCUCCUGCGGGUGUUCUUCUCGUACCAGGCGAGAAGCGUAAUGGUGUGGUCUAACGCGGGUCCUCGGGCGGAACAGCUGCCGUGGCACUUUGGCCAUGCGGCAAAGUGGCUGCGUGCGCACCCCGAGGUUGAAGUUGCCCGAGUAGGUUUAGAUCACAGGCACCUGUACGAAGAGGUCAGGCAGGCAGGGAGUCCUGCGCCCGUAGCGGGCAUCUCGUCAGUGUUCUGGGAGGGAGUGCAGGCGUGGGGCCUGGACAACAGGCUCAAGGACCUGAAUUGGUUGAGCCUCCACAAGUGCUUGCCGGUACGUUCCAUCAUGUACCGGCAUAGUUUGUCGCGAUCCCCCACCUGUCCAAGAUCUGCUUGUGGCAGGGAGGAGACUGUGCGCCAUGCCUACUAGUAUGGGCUAGGGCACGGGUAUUGCUAGGUGUGGUUAGGAGUGAUUUUGUGUUGACAUGGGAUAGGCUAGAGAGAGGCGUAGGGAGAGUGAGGGGAACGGAUAGGGACAGGUUUCUACUCUGGCUUCUCAUGAGUCUCUUUAAAAGGGGACUGUGGGAAGCCAGGCAGAAUUUAGUCAAGACAGGGAGAGAUUGGGGGGUGGAAGGGAUAGUGAGGAGUGUGGAAGGUGAUUUGAGGGGGAGGAUGAAGAGGGAGGAUAGGAAGUGGGGGCAGCAUGCAGCAUGCAUGGGAGAGGUGGAAGGGGGGAUUAGGGCUGGGAGUGUUGGAGUGAGAUUUGUAAAGGGAUAGAUUAGGGAAGGGGAGAUAGGGAAAGGGUUAGGUAUUGGUU
Molecule: messenger RNA, 1131 nt
Organism: Oncorhynchus keta (chum salmon)
Lineage: Eukaryota; Metazoa; Chordata; Actinopteri; Salmoniformes; Salmonidae
Exons: 2
Coding region: 7-744 (245 amino acids)
Source: RefSeq, a predicted model, not a curated record